UUGAGGCUACAGUGAGCUAUAAUGGAGCCACCAGCCUGGGCAACAACAGAGCGAGACCGUCUCAAAACAAAAAACAAAAAACUCAAAAAAAACAGCCUCACAUGAUCCAGGCGCCCAGAGGCUGUGGGUGCUGCAGCCUUAAUUAUUAUUAUGACCACCUUCGGCAGGGCGUCUGGUACACAGUGAGUGCUGAGCCCCCCGGGCCGCGGUUUCUCCACCCUAAUGGUGGACAGGUAGGAACAGCCUUUUGGAAGACGGGCUAACCUUGGCCAGGCACCUGCAAACAUGCCCAGGCUGGGGCGUGUGAGCCGGAGAGCGCGCAGCGGAAACGGGGCGGGGCACCUGAGUCUGGGAAUGCAGAGGAGCCUUCCGGGGGGCGGGGCGGGGCCUCCAGUGCAGACCAAUGAUGGACUAGAUGCAGAUGUCAAAACGCGCGCUCAAGUGGCUCCCGCCAGGAAUCCUGGCGCUUACGGAGGCGGAGGGAGGAUCGCUUGAGGCCAGGAGUUUGAGACCAGCCUGGGCAAACAAGCGAGACCCUCGUCUGUUUACUUAAAUAAAACCAAAAAAACGAGCACCGAGGGAAAAAGGAGUGAAUCCUAGCGCUAGCAGCAGCCUGCGGUAGGCGCCCUUCCGGGAGAGGCUACACCGCCCGACCCCCCAGAGGCGGAACCGCCCGCAUUGCCGCGUGGCCCUGGGCGCCGCCACCUCCCCCGCAGCGGGGCAAUUUUGCCGGACCUGGGGGGAGGAGGGCCACGCCGAGAUGACUCAAGUUCAGCGCGGGAAGGGAGGAUGGCUACUUCACCCGGCCUCUAACACGUACGCAUCUUUCCGCGUCUUCUACAAUGGCUAUGUUAAUUACGUGGCCAGGAACUAAACUAUCAAUGAAGCCACCUCUGGCUACUUCAGUUACAGUGAGUUUAACAGGAGCAAAAAAGCACGUGGCGCCCUAAGGCAACCAAAACGAGGGUUUUAGACGUUGAUUAUGGGAAAUUGAAAUCUGAGUAUGAGAUGACACCAAUAAAUUAUAAUUUUGUUAGAUAAUAGCUUUAUCAGCCAUAAAGUAAUCAAUAAAAAUACCAAUUUCCUGGAGAUGGAUGCUUUAGUGUGUUUGGGGUGAAAACGGCAAUGAAUGGCGAGUUGCUUUAAACAAAUCAUGCUACACCAAAGUUUUAGUUGUGGCUUUGUGUAAGGAAUGUGAUGGUCACUUAUUCUUGCAACACGAGAAUCCUUUGAUUACAAGUCUGUAGUACUUUUAAGAAAUGAGAGAAACAGACCUAGGUGGGGAGGGUACCUGUCCCACCCCACCCUCUUUAAAGUAUCUUAUCUAGAAAAGGCUUUGUGAAAAAAAAGUCCCGAGUCUCUCAAUAACAGCCCUGAGUGCAGCUGUUGAAGCUUUCUCAUGUUAAUGACUUUUUUCUUGGAUCUUAAAGUUGCUUUCUCUUCCUUUAUUUUUGGCAUUUUGCCCGUUGCAGGGCCUGGCAAAUCAAAGCCACAUAGAAAAUUAAAUGAAAGCUGUUGCUAAGUUCCAGUCUCUACUCCAGUGGAGUUUUCUAACUCUUCUUCAGCAUAUUUGAUGCCCAAUGAGUAGUACAUUAAUUCCUAGUUCUAAAAUCAUUCUGUGAACUUUCUCCCAGGAAUUUUUGCUCAGUUUGCAAUUAAAACAACUUUUUUUCUUCUCUUUUUAAUGGCAGGGGCUGGGUCUUACUGUGUUGCCCAGGCUGGUCUCCAGCUCCUGGCCUCAAACAAUCCUCCUGCCUCGGCCUCCCAAAGUGCUGGGAUUACAGGCAUGAGCCACCGCUCCCAGCCACAGUUUGCAAUUCUUAAGGCAAGGGUGAGAAUAGGGGACAGGGGUCUGACAGGAGACAGGAUUUCUGUGGAAAACUGCACCAAGAGCCUUCUCUCCGUGUCCUGUAGUUUGAAGGUUUACAAAGGACUGCACAUUUUACAUGAGUCAUCUCAACGAACGCUCUCCUCACCGCAUUAACACCCCACGCGGUUAGGAGUCCCAUUUUACUCACGGGGACACCGAAUCUGUAAGAAGCCCGGUCGCUUGUCCCAGUCACAGCAAAACGAGCCGCGUGGCUCAGCGGCCCUAACUUUUAGGCUGUAGGGUCCUCGCCGACCACUCCGCCAAAAUGUCAGGCCUCGGGGCCCUUGCACCCCCACCGCAGGGACACGGAUCGAAAGGGUCGCAGCAACGCCUCCCCCACACCCAGGAGCGUUUUCCAGGCCUUUGCACCAACCUCGUUGGCUAAGCCCCCUGCCUGGCGGCGGCCCGGCCGGGAGGAGGUGCUUUCGGGAGGCGGGGCCGCGGCCCGGGGAUCCUCUCGAGCCCGCGGGCUCCAAUCGCUGCGCCUCACGCAAUCCUAAACGGUUCCCGGGCGAACUGGGGCCCGCGCGCGCCAAGGCCCUCGAGACCCUCAGGGGCUGCGGCCCUGGUCCCAUGGGACCUGUGGGGGCCCGGGCGGCGGCGCCCCCGACCCAGCCAGCGGACGGGGCGGGGUGGGGGAACUGGGAGGUCUCGGGGGACGUCCACGGGGGUGUCCCCGGGGGUCUCCGGAAGGCGCCGGCGGAGGCUCCCGCGCUGCGCUUGAAAAUCGCGCGCGGCCCCGCGGCCAGCCUGGGUAGGGACAAGGCGCAGCCAAUGGGAAGGGCCGGGGCAUGGCACAGCCAAUGGGAAGGGCCGGGGCAUGGCACAGCCAAUGGGAAGGGCCGGGAGCGCGCGGCGCGGGAGAUUUAAAGGCUGCUGGAGUGAGGGGUCGCCCGUGCACCCCGUCCCAGCCGUCCUGUCCUGGUCUUUCGCUCUGCUUCGCUGCGCCGUCACUAUGCUCUCCGUCCGCGUCCCGCUCGCGCCCAUCACGGACCCGCAGCAGCUGCAGCUCUCGCCGCUGAAGGGGCUCAGCUUGGUCGACAAGGAGAACACGCCGCCGGCCCUGAGCGGGUCCCGCGUCCUGGCCAGCAAGACCGCGAGGAGGAUCUUCCAGGAGCCCGCGGAGCCGAAAACUAAAGCAGCUGCCCCCGGCGUGGAGGAUGAGCCGCUGCUGAGAGAAAACCCCCGCCGCUUUGUCAUCUUCCCCAUCGAGUACCAUGAUAUCUGGCAGAUGUAUAAGAAGGCGGAGGCUUCCUUCUGGACCGCCGAGGAGGUGGACCUGUCCAAGGACAUUCAGCAUUGGGAAUCCCUGAAGCCCGAGGAGAGAUAUUUUAUAUCCCAUGUUCUGGCUUUCUUUGCAGCAAGCGAUGGCAUAGUAAAUGAAAACUUGGUGGAGCGAUUUAGCCAAGAAGUUCAGAUUACAGAAGCCCGCUGUUUCUAUGGCUUCCAAAUUGCCAUGGAAAACAUACAUUCUGAAAUGUAUAGUCUUCUUAUUGACACUUACAUAAAAGAUCCCAAAGAAAGGGAAUUUCUCUUCAAUGCCAUUGAAACGAUGCCUUGUGUCAAGAAGAAGGCAGACUGGGCCUUGCGCUGGAUUGGGGACAAAGAGGCUACCUAUGGUGAACGUGUUGUAGCCUUUGCUGCAGUGGAAGGCAUCUUCUUUUCUGGUUCUUUUGCAUCGAUAUUCUGGCUCAAGAAACGAGGACUGAUGCCUGGCCUCACAUUUUCCAAUGAACUUAUUAGCAGAGAUGAGGGUUUACACUGUGAUUUUGCUUGCCUGAUGUUCAAACACCUGGUACACAAACCGUCGGAGGAGAGAGUAAGAGAAAUAAUUAUCAAUGCUGUUCGGAUAGAACAGGAGUUCCUCACUGAGGCCUUGCCUGUGAAGCUCAUUGGGAUGAAUUGCAUUCUAAUGAAGCAAUACAUUGAGUUUGUGGCAGACAGACUUAUGCUGGAACUGGGUUUUGGCAAGGUUUUCAGAGUAGAGAACCCAUUUGACUUUAUGGAGAAUAUUUCACUGGAAGGAAAGACUAACUUCUUUGAGAAGAGAGUAGGCGAGUAUCAGAGGAUGGGAGUGAUGUCAAGUCCAACAGAGAAUUCUUUUACCUUGGAUGCUGACUUCUAAAUGAACUGAAGAUAUGCCCUUAUUUGGCUGAUUUUUUUUUCCAUCUCAUAAGAAAAAUCAGCUGAAGUGUUACCAACUAGCCACACCAUGAAUUGUCCAUAAUGUUCAUUAACCAGCAUCUUUAAAACUGUGUAGCUACCUCACAACCAGUCCUGUCUAUUUAUAGUGCUGGUAGUAUCACCUUUUGCCAGAAGGCCUGGCUGGCUGUGACUUACCAUAGCAGUGACAAUGGCAGUCUUGGCUUUAAAGUGAGGGGUGACCCUUUAGUGAGCUUGGCACAGCAGGAGUAAACAGUCCUUUAACCAGCACAGGCAGUUGAAAGAUGCAGCCUCACUGCUUCAAUGCAGAUUUUAAUGUUUACUUAAAUAUAAAACUGGCACUUUACAAACAAAUAAACAUUGUUUGUACUCACAAGGCGAUAAUAGCUUGAUUUAUUUGGUUUCUACACCAAAUACAAAGCAUUCUCCUGACCACUAAUGGGAGCCAAUUCAUAAUUCACUAAGUGACUAAAGUAAGUUAAACUUGUGUAGACUAAGCAUGCGAUUUGUAAGUUUUAUUUUAAUGAAUUAAAAUAUUCGUUAACCAACUUUAAAGUCAGUCCUGUGUGUAGCUAGAUAUUAGUCAGUUGGUGCCAGAUAGGAGACAGGUUGUGUUUUUAUCCUGUGACUUGGGUAGUGUCCUGGGAUUCUCUGCCCCCUCUGAGUAGUGUUGUGGGAUAAAUGAAUCUCUCAGCGCAAGGAGCUUCUUAAGUUAAAUCACUAGAAAUUUAGGGGUGAUCUGGGCCUUCGUAUGUGUGAGAAGCCGUUUCAUUUUAUUUCUCACUGUAUUUUCCUCAACUUCUAGUUGAAAAGAAAAAAUUCUUGAAGAGUUUUCAUAUGUGGGAGCUAAGGUAGUAUUGUAAAAUUUCAAGUCAUCCUUAAGCAAAAUGACCCACCUAGGAUCUUGCCCCUGUUAAGUGGUGAAAUCAACUAGAGGUGGUUCUUACAAGUUGUUUAUUCUAGUUUUGUUUGUGUGUAAGUAGGUUGUGUGAGUUAAUUCAUUUAUAUUUACUAUGUCUUUUAAAUCAGAAAUUUUUUAUUAUCUAUGUUCUUUUAGAUUUUACCUGUAGUUCAUACUUUAAUCACCCAAUGUCUUAUUCUAGCAUUGUCUAAAUCUGAGCAUUAUCUAGGGGAAUCUUAAACUUCAGUAGGAAACCAUGAGCUAUUAAUACAGUUUCCAUUCAAAUAUUAAUUUCAGAAGGAAACAUAAUUUUUUUUUUUUUUUUUUGAGACGGAGUCUCGCUCUGUUGCCCAGGCUGGAGUGCAGUGGUGCGAUUUCGGCUCACUGCAACCUCCACCUCCUGAGUUCAAGCAAUUCUGUCUCAGCCUCCCUAGUAGCUGGAACUGCAGGUAUGUGCCACCACACCUGGCUAAUUUUUGUAUUUUUAGUAGAGAUGGAGUUUCACCAUAUUGGUCAGGCUGGUCUUGAACUCCUGACCUCAGGUGAUCCACCCACCUCGGCCUCCCAAAGUGCUGGAUUACAGGCGUGAUAAACAAAUAUUCUUAAUAGGGCUAUUUUGAAUUAAUCUGCCUUUAUGUUUGGGAGAAGAAAGCUGAGACUGCAUGAAAGACGAUGAGAGAUAAAUGUUGAUCCUUUUGGCCCCAUUUGUUAAUUGUAUUCACCAUUUGAACAUUGUCCUGUUCUAUUGUUAGUUUUCUUCAUCAUUUAUUGUAUAGACAAUUUUUAAAUCUCUGUAAUAUGAUACAUUUUCCUAUCUUUUAAGUUAUUGUUACCUUAAAGUUAAUCCAGAUUAUAUGGUCCUUAUACUUGUACAACAUUAAAAUGAAAGGCUUUGUCUUGCAUCGUGAGGUACAGGCGGAAGCUGGAAUCAGGUUUUAGGAUUCUGUCUCUCAUUAGCUGAAUAACGUGAGGAUUAACUUCUGCCAACUCAGACCAUUUCCUAAUCAGUUGAAAGGGAAACAAGUAUUUCAGUCUCAAAAUUGAAUAAUGCACAAGUGUUAAGUGAUUAAAAUAAAACUGUUCUUAUGUCA
Symphalangus syndactylus (siamang) is the source of this 6025-nucleotide messenger RNA. It is a transcript of the gene RRM2, whose product is annotated as ribonucleotide reductase regulatory subunit M2. Gene Ontology annotation, molecular function: ribonucleoside-diphosphate reductase activity, thioredoxin disulfide as acceptor. NCBI's taxonomy places the organism in Eukaryota, Metazoa, Chordata, Mammalia, Primates, Hylobatidae. Gene Ontology annotation, biological process: deoxyribonucleotide biosynthetic process. The record is from RefSeq and is a predicted model, not a curated record. Gene Ontology annotation, cellular component: cytosol.